AAGUGCACAUGGCUUUUACAGCUUCCCCAAACCCCUACUAAUCUUUUUUAUUCUCUCGCACCCUCGACCAGUCUUGGAUCUCAAGGGCACACCGGACGAACACAUUCGUGUCGCUGGAUUCUCAAGAAAAAAAUCGCCGGAAAAUUCGACCUCCAAUCGAUCGAUAAGACAUGUCUGUCAGCGUUUCGAUACCGUCGGCAUCCCUCCGACGAGAUAGAGAAGAGGAAACUUAUUCGAAUCCCAGAGCUUACUCAGGUGCCGGGAAAAGGGAAUUGACAGCUGAAAUUGAUGGCGAAAGAUGCUCAUCCAGUAGGACCGCGCCACGAAAUUACAGAUCUUUUAUGAGCACUAUAAAAUGCUUUGGGGUGGACCUGUCCCCAGAUAAUAUAGCAGUUGCGAUGGUAUAUUUUGUCCAAGGAGUCUUAGGCCUUUCUAAACUUGCAGUGAACUUUUACUUAAAAGAUGACCUUCAUCUUGAUCCAGCAGAGACAGCAGUGAUAUCUGGUUUCUCUGCAUUGCCUUGGCUCAUAAAGCCUCUUUAUGGGUUUAUCAGUGACUCUUUUCCACUUUUUGGUUACCGAAGAAGGUCCUACCUUGUUUUAUCGGGGCUUCUUGGGGCACUCUCAUGGUCUUUGAUGGCCACCUUUGUUGACAGCAAAUAUGACGCUGCAUUUUGUAUUCUACUUGGAUCUCUUUCUGUAGCAUUCUCAGAUGUUGUUGUAGAUUCCAUGGUUGUCGAAAGGGCCCGCGGUGAGUCACAAAUCACAUCUGGAUCUCUUCAAUCUUUAUGUUGGGGAUCUUCAGCAUUUGGGGGGAUUGUGAGUGCUUAUUUUAGUGGCUCCUUGGUCAAUGCUUAUGGUGUGAGGUUUGUUUUUGGUGUGACGGCAUUGCUUCCCUUGAUAACGUCUGCAGUUUCUGUUCUUGUUAAAGAACAACCUAUAUUGGGUACCGUGAAAGGAUAUGGUCUUUUUCCUGUUGGCACGAGCUUUCUUGAAAGCUCUAUACAGAAUAUGAUUCAGUUAUGGGGUGCUGUAAGGCAGCCAAAUGUGUUUUUGCCCACCUUAUUCCUUUUUGUGUGGCAAGCAACACCACAUUCAGAGUCCGCCAUGUUUUUCUUUACGACAAACAAACUUGGUUUCACUCCUGAAUUUUUAGGUCGUGUCAAGCUUGUUACUUCAAUUGCAUCUCUGUUAGGUGUUGGGCUGUAUAAUGGGUUUCUGAAGAAUGUUCCUCUGCGGAAGAUUUUUCUGGUGACAACAAUUAUAGGUUCAGCUCUCGGGAUGACACAGAUAUUUCUUGUUACUGGACUAAAUCGGCAGUUUGGUGUAAGUGAUGAAUGGUUUUCGAUUGGAGAUUCUCUGAUAAUAACUGUCCUUGCGCAGUAGUACCUCCCAACAAGAUUAAUCCAUUUGGAUCUUGGUCCAUGACAGUAGUCUCCACGUCUUUCAACGGCAAAGCAUUCUUUAUAGAUAGAGAUAGUAACCCAUAUGGAUUUGCAUCAUUACCUCCUCUGAUCGAUGAAUAACAAUCAUACAAAAUCACAUAGCAAGGAGAUCAUUCCCAUUACAAUGUUGGUCGCGGAACAAGAAGAUGGAGAGAGAACGAAGCAAGAAGGAAUUACCUCUCGAUUUAGGAAGGAAGGAGAGGAGAAGAUGGAGAGAGGGCGGUGAAAUUCCCUGCUGGUGCUCGUUCGUAACUUCGAACAGAGGACACAGGUCGAGAUUUGGGAAUGAAACAACAAACCCUAGCUUUUCGGGUGGGCUUGGAGAGAGUAUCCUGCUUCAACGGGUCGAGAUUUCAGAGGCAUUUGACCGAAGUUUCUCAGCCGUUGAUGUUCUGUCGGCCACGUGUCGACAGCACUACCCUCACUGCACUUCACCACAGAUCAUCUUCGCUGCAGAGGUUGUUUUUCCGUCUUUUCCCGUUUCCCAGUUCAUGCAUUCAUAUUCAUCUUCUUGGCCAGCUGCCUUCAAAAAAGUCUUGUUACAGUUUUAUUUCUCUGACCCUAGUGAUAUAUAUAUAUAUAUAUAUAUUUUUAAUGCUUACAAUUUCCCUUCCUGUCCCUAAACCCCCAACCCAGUACCCCAAGUUGAAGAUGGGAUUCAAUUUCAAUUCUCAGACAUGGCAACUACAGGCCACAGUCAUUUCCGGCUAGCUAGCCGACACCUUCAACCCUAGUAAAGAUCUUUUAUUAGUCUAGAAACUUUCUUGGGCAUUGUUUACUUAAACUAGGGAGUUUUGUUUUAUUUUUGUUCCGAGUCAGACUAAGAAGAGAAGGUGGUGCUGCACAAAUCUAAAUUAAUACAUAUUGGUGAAACCCAGAUAGUGAUUUCGUGCUUGCCUUGAUGUGGAUGUGGCAUCAAUCAUGAACUAGUUCCUCAUUUCAUCCUAUUGGUUUUGUUUGAUGCUUCCAGAUUCCAGUUCUCCAGGCUGUCUGACUCAGUCCCAUCUUUUCUCAUCAAACCUGUUAGGCAUUCAAGCUGUUUUCAGUAUCUCUCUUAAAAUCUUAUUUCAUUUCUCACCAAACUUAAAAUCUUGUCAUGGUUACAGAGUUUACAACUAAAGAGAACCAACUACUGUGCAGCCUGUUAUAGACAAUGCGAAGUAUUUUUUAUGUUUCUUUGUUUGGAAACUUCAAACAAGUGCACAUCAAUUCCUUUUUCUUGGGUCUUUAAAUUUCUUAAAACCCCACAUGCCUAUUUUGAUUCUAUGGAUACAUUUGGCCCAAAUUCUCAACACGUACAGACUUAGGCUCUCUUUGGCAUAGUUUAUGUUUAUGUUUAUUACCUAUUUAUUAUAAUCAAUUAUAAUAACAGACUAUGGACUAUAAACAAUAAUCGUUUGGUUGCUACUAGAUAUAAUAGAUUAUAUAAUAAAGAAUAGGUUUAGUAUGCGUAAUGUAGAAUAUAUUAUGUAACAUUGUUCAUUCUCAGUUGUAGACCAGGAUAUUUAGUUAGAACUUGGAAUUAACCAAAACCAACACAAAUUCCAGCUAAUCUAGAUUUGUCAAUCCAUAGGAUUUCUAGGGAUAGGGAGAGAGGCCAACCCAAUUGGUAGAGAGAGCUAAGUUUCUGACUCUUGUUUUACUCUUCUUCUUCAAGUUUUGAUCUACAUCAGAGAGAGAGAGAGAGAGACGAAGGUGCAGAAUCAUUGGAUGUUUUAACUUUUUUUUUUUUUUUUGGAAAACGUUGGAUGUUCCUAAUGGGUUUAACACUUUCACCAAAGGAUUGGACUCUAUUUGAAGGGAUUUUUAAAAAAAUAUGCCAAUUGACCUUUUACCCUAGUUUUGAGCCAUUAAAACAUGGGCUCGUUAAUGGUCUAGCGCAGAGCAAUAAUAAUCGCUUUAUCCCAAUAAAUCAUAAACACAUCUCUGCUUAUUUAUGAAUUUAUUGGUAUAUUGAUUUAUUUUAAUGAGAAAUAGGGGUCAUAAACCAUACCAAACGCCUCUAUUUAUGUUUAUCUGUCAGAUAAAUAUAAAUUUAAACUAUACCAAAGAGAGCCUUAGUCAAGAAUGUCUAUGUUUAGCUGUUUAAGGAUACGUAUGUUUAGCUGUAAUUAGUUUUCACACAAAUAGGAGAGACAAGAAGUUCCCUGCAAGUAUAUUUGUGUAGGUCCUGUGACAAGUUCAGAAAUAGAAAAACCAGUCCUUGCAUAGAGAAGAAGAAGAUGAGCUGAUUGAUUAGGGUAUGUUCAGUUCCCUACUUGAUAGCAAUAAGUACCUAUAACAAUAAAUCUUUCAGUAUAUGAGUAAUCACUCAUAUACCCUUUACAAAAAAAAAAAAAAACCACAAGAAUUCCAAAAAUGUCUCGUAUGGACUACAGUAGCUAUUACUUUAAUAGGUCCCAUGUGGUGCAAUUGGUGGAACAGUGGUUAAAAAAAAAAAAAAAGAGUUCAGAUAAGAAAAUUGGCUUCGAGGUACGCAAUUAAAUAUGCUUUCUUUAAAGCUCCCCCACACCCCACACCCCCACCCCCACCCCCACAA
Molecule: messenger RNA, 3983 nt
Organism: Macadamia integrifolia
Lineage: Eukaryota; Viridiplantae; Streptophyta; Magnoliopsida; Proteales; Proteaceae
Product: folate-biopterin transporter 1, chloroplastic-like
Exons: 9
Coding region: 171-1385 (404 amino acids)
Cellular component (GO): membrane
Source: RefSeq, a predicted model, not a curated record